GCAUCUGCUAGAUUUAAACGUGCUGCUCGGCGCGGUCGUUGCUACUCACUUGGCAUACUGGCUGACCACGGUCACAGCUCUACUCACUCGGUACCAGCUAACAUCAUGUUGGGCCUUCUGCUUAUCCUCUCUCUCACUGAGAGUGUCCAUCUUCAGCAGGUGAAUGGCAAGCUGCGUGAUGGCUCUUGUGUGUGUGAUGUGGAAAGCCUCACGUGGAGUUUCCCCACUGCAAAAUAUGAAAACAUAUCCAAUCUGAUGCAGGACUGUGGGGAUGCUCUUCACAAGCUCCAAACACAGGUUGAGGAGACGGAAGCUACGAUGCCACAACUUCUGGCCACUGUUGAAAAUGUGACCCAGCGCCUGGGCCCGUUCCAGUACCUGAACUCUAACGGCCUGUACAACGCUCUUCACCUGAAUCAGCUCAGCACAGAGCUGGAGCAGCUCCAGCUCGUCGCAGACACCACCCAUAAUGACAACCCAUCUAAAGACACCAUAAAACUCUCCACAGAGAUUGCCCAAGCUAAAGUGAAUGUAGAGAAGAUGUACAAAGACAACGUCUUCAAUCUGGAGACUGUGAAAGAAAACUUGCGCCUACUAAACAACCGUGUGCAAUCCUGUCGCACCAUCCCCACAGAAUUUAGAAGCACCUGUUCUCAGCGCAUCAUGACCAACAUCAGCUCCCCUGUCGUCACCAAGCUCAGCUCUUAUGGGAAGUCUUACAUAGCAGGAGCCUGGGGGCGCGAGGCCAAGCAGGGCAGUGAGGAGCGCUACUGGAUCCAGCCACUCACCAGCGGCCACCGGUCCGGGAACGUCAUGCGGACGUAUAGGACCUUCAGCGACUUCAUGGCAUUCAAGAGCUACCAGGAUGAGUCCAUCGCGCCCUCCUCCAGCCACACCAACGCCAUCCAGGGCCCAGGCACUCUGCUGUAUGGAGAAGCUGUUUUUUACCAGUGCUACAACACAAGGGAGCUUUGUCGCUACGACCUCAGGACCAAGGCUACGUUACGCAAGACGCUCCCCGACGCCGGUUUCAACAACCAGUUCCCCUACUGUUACUACACAUGCUUCGACUGGACCGACGUCAACCUGUCUGCCGAUGAGCGAGGCCUCUGGGUCAUCUACUCUACGCUGGGUAACCACGGCAACCUGGUGUUGAGCCUGCUGGACGCCGACUCGCUCAACGUCACGCACACGUGGAAGACGCAUCUGUUCAAGAAGUCCGUAACCAGCACCUUCAUGGUGUGCGGGGUCCUGUACGCCACACGCUUCGUGGACACGUUCCGGGAGGAGGUGUUCUACGCCUUCGAUACCACCACGGGUCAAGAGGACAACACCUUGGCUCUGCCUUUGGAGAAGGUGGCCGCACGGGUAGCCAAUCUGCAUUACAACCCCGUGGACAGAAGGCUGUACAUGUACAAUGAAGGCUACCUUCUGGCCUACCAAGCUGUCUUCUAAAUCUAUGACCGUUUUGGACCUGUGGUUUCAUGUGCUGGCAAUAAAAGAUGUUUGUGAAUGA
Molecule: messenger RNA, 1516 nt
Organism: Alosa sapidissima (American shad)
Lineage: Eukaryota; Metazoa; Chordata; Actinopteri; Clupeiformes; Clupeidae
Product: olfactomedin-4
Exons: 5
Coding region: 106-1455 (449 amino acids)
Biological process (GO): signal transduction
Source: RefSeq, a predicted model, not a curated record